AGAUGUUUACCGAUGGACCGGAGGGCUGUGGAUUACUGUGAUGCUUUUAUCAGACUUUUAUUCUGACGGCACCCAUUCACCGCAGUGCGUCUGACGCAGAGACACAUUUUCACAGAGCGAGGGUUUUCUUUCUCCCGGAGCGUGAAGAAGGGAGGCGUCUGACGCGACUCCAUCGAUCCAGACGUCACAGAUUGAGUUUCAGAGAGAAGAUGUUUGAAACACCCCCACAAAAGACUCCCAGCCCUUCUGUCACUCAACGCGAUGACAUCUGGAAUUUCAGCGAGACGCUCACGAGACGAGAGGACAGACCCUGCAGACCUCAUCCUGCCCCAGAAGAGAGAAGAACAGAGCCGCUUUAAAACAUGAAACAUCUGACGUGGAUCAGCGCUCUCUCGUUCCUGCUGUAUUUCUCCUCGGGGUCUGCAGAUCACAGGGAAAAGCGUCAGAUCCCGUCGAGGAGUCUGGCAGGAGUUUGUCGAUACGGCAGCAGACUGGAGUGCUGUUACGGAUGGAAGAAAAACAGCAAAGGACACUGUGAAGCUCAGUGUGACCUGGGCUGCAAACACGGCGAGUGUGUCGGUCCGAACAAAUGCAAGUGCUUCCCCGGAUACACCGGAAAGACAUGCAGCCAAGAUCUGAACGAGUGCGGUCUAAAGCCUCGUCCCUGUGAACAUCGCUGCAUGAACACUUUUGGUAGCUAUAUGUGCUACUGCUUGAACGGAUACAUGCUGAUGCCCGACGGCUCCUGCGCGAACUCGAGGACAUGUUCUCUGGCUCACUGUCAGUACGGCUGUGAGGAGGUCCACGGCGAGGUCCGCUGUCUCUGUCCAUCUCCCGGCCUUCAGCUCGGAUCUGACGGGAAGACCUGCGAGGACAUUGAUGAGUGUGUAAGCGGGAGGAACCAGUGUCCGUUCAACCGUCAGUGCACAAACACGUUUGGAAGCUAUUACUGCAAGUGUCAGCCGGGUUAUGAUCUCAAAUACAUCAACGGAAAAUAUGACUGCGUUGAUAUAAACGAGUGCGUGUCGAACACACACAAGUGCAGCCAUCACGCCGAGUGCGUCAACACUCACGGAUCGUACAAGUGUAAAUGUAAGCAGGGUUUCCGUGGAAGUGGAUUCGAUUGUUCAGUCAAGCCUUUUUAUCACAGAUCCUGGGAAGGUGAGAAAGGAAAUGCACACGCGAUUCCCAACGCUAUCCCCGACUUUCCCUCCAAAACCCGCAUCUUGGGAGGAAAGCUGGACAACGCCAUCCCGGAGGCGACCGGAUCCCCGCGGCACCGCCUGCAGCCCUUCGACUACGACGGCGAGGUCUACGUCGGGCCUCCGGAGCGGAAGCCGGCCUUCCCGGGGGAGGAGGCGUAUUACGAGGAAGAGGAGGAGGAGGAGGAAGACGACACGGGAAACCGGCUGGAGGGAGAGGAGCUGAACCCCAGAGGAGACGCUUUCUUUCCAGAUGAUUUUGAGUCCAUUUACGAUCCGGAGUCAGAGCCGAAGGAGAUCCAGGCCGCGCCGCUGAAGGAAAGAUUCCUGACAGACUGUGACUUUGAUCGUGGUGCGUGUGAAUGGGUGCAGGACAUUGAAGACGAUCUGGACUGGACCAUCAAAUAUCAUGAAAACGGAAGAGAGUAUUACCUGGCUCUGGACGGUCCGGUGGGGAACAGGAAGGAGCAGGCGCGGAUGAAGCUGCUGCUGGACGAUUACAUGCGUCAGAGCAGCUUCUGUCUGAAAUUUGACUACCGCAUUCAGGGUCAGAACAUGGGCGUCUUACGGGUGACGCUGGACGACGGCGGCGCGGGCGUCUGGGAGAGAAGAAACCCUCCGAACCGCGGCUGGCAGACCGAGCAGAUCACCAUCAGCUGGACACAAAACAGUCCGGACGCCAUCGUCUUCGAGGCCGAGCGCGGGAGGUCCGUGAGAGGAGAGAUCGGUCUGGAUCACGUGGUUCUGAUCUCUGGACCCUGUUCAGACGAGAAAACGGCUUUUUAACGGCGCCACGGUUCUAGUUCGUCCUAUUUGAUCAAUCUCAACAACAACGAAAGACAGAUUGUUGCUCAGCUUUCAUAAUAAGCAGGCACUAACCUGCAUGGAAAUAAGGAGAAAUACAGGUUAUUGAUAUUACGUUUUCUGAUUGUAGGUAGAUAUCAGUUUCUAUUUGUACGAUUAUAUGAACAUUGUAACAUUAUAAUGUUGUACAUUUUGCUUUGCAUUAAAUAUUUUAAGAGAUUUUUACA
Molecule: messenger RNA, 2233 nt
Organism: Puntigrus tetrazona (Sumatra barb)
Lineage: Eukaryota; Metazoa; Chordata; Actinopteri; Cypriniformes; Cyprinidae
Gene: egfl6
Product: EGF-like-domain, multiple 6
Exons: 14
Coding region: 363-1988 (541 amino acids)
Cellular component (GO): membrane
Molecular function (GO): calcium ion binding
Source: RefSeq, a predicted model, not a curated record